AUGAUGGCAAGACCACUUAGAAUAGGUGUAGACAUAGCUAUAGGUUCCUUAAGAAAAGUUCGUCCUGUUGUAUCAAAAACAUGGUGUGCUGCUAAAACUUAUGUUGCAAAAACGAACGCGAGAAUACUUGUAUGCAAUCCAGUGGUUUCUAAACUUGAAAAUGUAUUCGCCGGAGCAACAGAUUUCAUGGAAUCAAAAAUAAUAAGUGCUAGAAAUCAACUGCUGAAAAAGGAAAUUGUAGAAUUACAACAACAAAUAGAGACUACUAAGAAAAGAAUAGAGGAAGGUACAAUUUAA
Molecule: messenger RNA, 297 nt
Organism: Arctia plantaginis
Lineage: Eukaryota; Metazoa; Arthropoda; Insecta; Lepidoptera; Erebidae
Source: the annotation of a GenBank genome assembly